Neltuma alba is the source of this 839-nucleotide messenger RNA. RefSeq names its product glycine-rich cell wall structural protein 2-like. The record is from RefSeq and is a predicted model, not a curated record. The coding region runs from base 43 to 552 and encodes 169 amino acids. The transcript has a single exon. Lineage: Eukaryota; Viridiplantae; Streptophyta; Magnoliopsida; Fabales; Fabaceae.
CCCCUCAUAUAGCCUCUCAUAUUAUCAUCUGAGAGUCCUUCAAUGGCUGCUUUAAGGAAUUUGGCCCUUAUAGCUUUGCUGGUUUCGUUCAAUGUCGCUGUUUUGUGUGAGAGCAGAGUGGCAAGGAAGGAUCUAGGGGUGGGGGUUGGUGUGGGUGCUGGCCUAGGUAUAGGACUCGGUGGCGGCAGCGGCUCCGGUGCCGGGGCAGGGUCGGGCUCAGGGUCAGGCUCGGGGUCAGGCUCUGGUUCGGGCUCCAGCUCAAGUUCGGGUUCAUAUUCGAAUUCAGGGUCUGGGGGGUCGUCUGGGGGUGGUUCUGAGGCAGGAUCAUAUGCAGGAUCUCAUGCAGGAUCCGGAUCCGGAUCCUCCGGAUCGGGUUCUGAAGCCGGAUCAUAUGCAGGAUCUCAUGGAGGAUCAGGAUCCGGAUCCUCCGGAGCGGGUUCUGAAGCCGGAUCAUAUGCUGGAUCUCAUGCCAAGUCAAGAUCGAACGGAAAGGGAGGGAGCGGCGAAGGUGGGGGAUACGGCGGAGGCUACGGAGGCGGUAAUGGAAAGUGAUCGGAUUAACUGAUUCCUGCUUGCAAGUUUAUUAUUAAGUUAGCAGGAAAGUGGUCAGUUUCUCUUUCAGAAGUAAUUUAAAAAAAAGAAGAAGCAUUUGAAUAAGAAUUUGCAUCGAUCAUAGCAUGCAUGUGUGCAUUUGAAGCGGAAGAUCUUUAGUACGUCCAUGUUUGUGUGUAGGUGUCAUGUAGUAGUCUGGUGUGUGAUUACAUAUGAAGCAACUGUGUGUUGUAUUAUUAAAAGUGUGAUGGAAAUAAAAAAAGCAUAUUGCAUAAUGCUUAUUAUAU